This is a messenger RNA of Mytilus trossulus (common blue mussel), 1419 nucleotides long. Its product is annotated as 26S proteasome non-ATPase regulatory subunit 10-like. The coding region runs from base 123 to 1019 and encodes 298 amino acids. Gene Ontology annotation, biological process: positive regulation of transcription by RNA polymerase II. Gene Ontology annotation, molecular function: protein binding; transcription cis-regulatory region binding. The record is from RefSeq and is a predicted model, not a curated record. NCBI's taxonomy places the organism in Eukaryota, Metazoa, Mollusca, Bivalvia, Mytilida, Mytilidae. The transcript is spliced from 10 exons. Gene Ontology annotation, cellular component: nucleus.
CACAUACAAGGCAGUGUACUACGUCGUCUGCUAACACGCAUUUAUAGAAACUGAAAACUAAGAGAGAACCUAUUGAUAAUUAUGAGGUGAGAUAUAUAUUGUAUUGUAGCUAGAUUACAAAUAUGGAAUAUCUUGGUGAAGAUGCCUUUAGUUCUUGUUUAUCAUGUAUUAACACCUUUUUUCAAGAGUCAAAAGUUUUGGUGAAUUUGGCAUUUGUAUGGUGUCAGCAAUUAGAUUAUGCCUAUUUGAUUAAAGAAUAUCACAGACAUAUACUGCUGACUGUGUUCUUGCUAACAGUGUGUCUGGUUGUCUUCUACAAAAGAAACAAGUCAGGUAAGAAACCAAAGGUGGAUGAAUGUGAGCUGAAUCCCAUAAAGCUGAAUUGGAAUGUAUUUGAUCUGGCCAAGUCUGCCUAUGAGCCAGGCCAUACAGAAGCAGUAAUUUCAUUGGUAGAAAAAUAUGGAUAUGAUGUUAACUAUGUGAUGCCAUCAGGAGGACUAUCAUUAUUUUUGUGUUCUUGUUUAAGUGGUGAUAGAAAGUUGAUAAAGUAUAUGAUUUCAAAAGGUGCAGUGAUGAACAUCCACACUAGGGAUGGAGACUCUCCAAUAUAUUUAUCUACAUUUGGAAUUUUGAAUUCUCCUUAUGUUGAUCCUGAUGUUCUCACAGAUUUGAGUCAAGCAGGAUGUUGUGUUAAUACUCAGAACUUAAAAGGUUAUACUCCGCUUCAUAGGGCUGCAGCAAAAGGCAACACAGAUGUUAUUAGACACUUACUGAAGCUAGGAGCAGACAGAUACUUACCAACAAAAUCAGGCAUCUAUCCAAUGGACAGUGCUAUAAAUGCAGGCCAUUUAGAGGCUGCAGAAUUAUUAAAGAUAAAACUAGAAAAUCCACAUGUUUGGGAAGUGGUGGAUCCACACACACCACCAAGAAUUAAACUAGGCCUACAAAGUCCAAUUAGAAAACAUCUUAUAGAAUCCUCAAGAGUACAUAGACCAUUUCAAAAUGUAUUUACGUUCUAGUUAAAAAGCUGCAUAUUCAUUGGUAUUGUGGAUUGUAAAUCAAAAGCUUGAUCAUAUGUAUGAUGCCUGAAUGUUCUGGAUUGACAAACCUACUUAAUGAUGCAAAGCUGAUGCAAUUCUCCAGAGAGGAAACCUUCAAUAAUGUUCUUUUUGUAUGUCAGUAUUAAUUUAAAGGCAAAUGAGGACAACAACAUUUUUUAUAAAGUACCAAAUGUUUAAUUUAUAAUUCUGUGGGUUAUUAAAUAUAAGCCCAGUUCAUCAUAAGCUUAUCUGUGAUAUUUGUGUUGUUUAGUUAGUUUUCUCUGUUUAUUAAAAUAUAAAUAACUAAAUAAUGUAUUUCCUAGUUCAGGAAUAUGCUUGUAAACUUUGUUCUUUUUUAAACAUAAAUGAAUUAAAAAUA